This is a messenger RNA of Arabidopsis lyrata subsp. lyrata, 778 nucleotides long. Its product is annotated as ferredoxin-2-like. Gene Ontology annotation, molecular function: electron transfer activity; 2 iron, 2 sulfur cluster binding. The record is from RefSeq and is a predicted model, not a curated record. Lineage: Eukaryota; Viridiplantae; Streptophyta; Magnoliopsida; Brassicales; Brassicaceae. The transcript is spliced from 6 exons. The coding region runs from base 51 to 593 and encodes 180 amino acids. Gene Ontology annotation, biological process: electron transport chain.
UCUUUCCCCGAGUUAUAGAACAGUCGCGAAAAUCAAAAUCGCCCAAAAGCAUGGCUCUGAUUUUGCCCUGUACAUUUUGUACUUCGCUUCAGCGACAGAAUUUUCCGAUCAAUCGUCGACGAUAUUCUCCGAAUUUCCGUCGAGGAGCUACGAGAUGUGAGUUCCGAAUUCCUGUAGAAGUUUCCACUCCAUCAGAUAGAGGAUCGUUGGAUGUUCCUUCGCAUAAGGUCACUGUUCACGAUCGGCAACGAGGCGUAGUUCACGAGUUUGAGGUUCCGGAGGAUCAGUAUAUAUUGCACUCAGCUGAAUCUCAGAACAUUACUCUUCCGUUUGCUUGCAGGCAUGGUUGUUGUACUAGUUGUGCCGUACGUGUAAAAUCUGGAGAGCUGAGGCAGCCACAAGCAUUGGGAAUAUCAGCAGAGCUGAAGUCCCAGGGGUAUGCACUUCUUUGUGUGGGUUUCCCUACAUCUGACCUUGAAGUAGAAACACAAGACGAGGACGAGGUCUACUGGCUACAAUUUGGAAGAUACUUCGCUCGUGGACCAAUUGAAAGAGAUGAUUACGCCCUUGAACUCGCCAUGGGAGACGAAUAGAAACAAAAAGAAGCAUGUAAAGUCUCAAACAUUUCUGUAUUAGAAGUGACUAGUGAGUGUUUUUUUUUUUUUUUUUUUUGUUAUAGGGUAUAGUGACUAGUGAGUGUUACUUUCUUGUUAGUCCUGAAUCUCGUUGUGCAUCCUCGUAAAUCUCUUAAUGAACUCAAUGAUAUUCUGAUAAAACU